AUGGACACGCGGCUUCGAUCGCUCUAUGAGUGCUAUGAAGGGGCCCGUGCUGGUGCGGUGGACUAUCGCGACAUCUUGUGUUGCACGAUUGUGCUUCGGAGAUUCAAAGACAUCCGUGACAACCCACGCAAGUUGUUUCGAGACCUGAUCCUCUUGUACUCGGAUGACGAGGGGGAGGUCGUCCGAAGGCAGGACGCUCUUAGAGUGAUGAGGAUAGGUGCACUACACGGAGGCCACAUCCUGCAGACAAGCACCCGCCUGGACAAGUACCUCGCCGAGGAGGCACGCCCACGAGGCCUCAAACCCACUUUCCGCGACUUAGACAUCACCUUCUUGAUGGACACAAUCGAGGCGAACCCCUCAAUUCUGGUCGCGUUUCGAACUCAGCUUUGGCAGCGUAUUCCCGAAGCUUGGCGAUUGGGCGUGCUACAAGCGGUGGAAGCAAUGGGUUUCGAAAAAGCGAGCUCCGGCGCGAUGGCGAUGAAAGAGCGCCGCGCGGUCCGGUGGUACACCAAGACCCUGUCGCGUCGAAUCAUCGUCGGCUGGAAAGUCUUCAGGAACCGAGCGAAGCAGAUCAGAGCCCAGCGAGAACGCAUACAGAACGUUCGACGCCGCCAGACCCUUCGCGCUUGGCACGCUUCGGCGGCCAUCCACGUCCUUCGCCGCAAGCGCCGCGGGGUCGCCGACCAGUAUGGGCGAAUCUGCACGCUCCGGCGCUACUUCUAUAGCAUCGUCAAGUACGUGGAGGUGAACAAGAGGCUCGCAGCCGUGGCCUGGAAGUUUAGCAAGCAGGGCAAGCUGGUAAUGGCCGGGGUGGGCUUGCUGCGCGGGGUACUACGGAAACGGUCCAUGCGGCUGGCCCUGCAGGCGUGGUGCGAGACGGCUUCUCUCAUGAACGCAUGGGGGUUUGCGGUGGACCUCGCCGGGGAACGGCUCUGUCGUCGGGUGUUCGCGGCGCUGAGGGACACCGUGAGGGCUGCGGUGGUGGCGAGGCGUGCCGAGGAUGAAGCCGAGAUGCGGGCGGCGGCUUUAGCCGAGAGUAUUGAGGAAGCGGAGAGAGAAAGAGUGCUUCUGGCUGAGCUCGCGGAAGAGAGGAAGAAGCGCCAAAAGGCAGAGGAGAAAGCGGCGCUUAUGGCCAGACGUGCCGCCGAACACGUCGAGAAGAUCGAGGCGGCGCGGGCCGGAUCCGUGGCCAGAGACGCCGAGGUGCUGCAGCGGCAGAGAGAAGCCAGAAGGCGAAGGGUUUACGAGAACAGGGUCAAGGUCAAGAAUGACUUUGACGCGGCGUGGGAGGUAAAGCUGAGGGAGACCGUCGAGAGAGAGAUGGAGUUGGCCAAGGAGUGGCUCGCGACGGACCCCGAGGCACCGUUCAAGGUCCAGAAGGAGAUGAAGAUCCUCAAGAGGAAGUUCUACGCGGCGCCACUGCCGGAGACGGCGGAACUGGAGAGGGCGCUGAGGGACCCGGCCAACUACAUCUUCGCGCACAUGGCCAACCUGAUCUACAAGGAGAAUAAGACGCUUCAGAUGUUCUUCAACCAGUUCGACAAGGAGGGGGACGGCUACCUCACGCACGAGGAGUUCAAGGGCAUGGUGUCCAGCCUCAACGUCAAGCUGUCGAGGGAGCAGAUCCGGUCCGUGAUCCGAACGAUCGACCUGGACGGCGGCGGUUUCAUCGACUUUCCGGAGUUCGAGGCUGCGGUGAAGAGACACGAAGACGUAUGCGGGCAGGCCGGGUCGGUCUGGAAGAUGUACGUGUCGCCGGUACACGCCAUCAUGACUUUCCACAACGUAGAGACGAACGAGAUACUCUGGGACUACAAGGCCACCGACAAGGACCUGUUGAGAGUGGUGAAGGACAAUAUCGUCGGCCUGGAGGGGAUCGAGGCCAAGAAGAGGGCUGUUGAGGACCGGGAAAAGGAGUGGGAAGAGCUCCUUAGGAACAGGGCCGCAACAACGAUGCAGCGGCAGUACCACGCUUGGGCCGCUCGCAAGAGGCGGGCCUUGCUGCGGUGGAAGUGGGACGUUGAAAAGGCCCGGGCGAAAAACAGGGAGACCACCCUCAUGGCCACGAGGAUACAGUGCUGGUGGAGGAUCCUGCGGGCGAAAUGGCUCGCCCUGCAGCUGCUGCAGAUCACGAUAGAGGUGCUCUGGGACCCGGGCUUGAACCAGCAGUACUACUUCAACCACGGGCUGGAGCAGGCGGCGUGGGAAGUCCCGAGCAUGCUACGGCGGUGGCGCGGGCGGGGUGCGAAGAUGCCGAGCGUUCCGGAAUGGGUUCUUAUCUCGAGGCUCUUCGGCCAGUCGUACUUUUACAACACCCGGAGCAGGCUACGGCAGGACGAAAAGCCGGCCGGCUACCUUCGCUGCUCCUCGUGCCAAACGCAGCUCGCCAGCCGCAGGUGGAAGAGGCGGGGGGCGGGGGAGUGGCGGCGCAGAAUGAAGUGA
Molecule: messenger RNA, 2445 nt
Organism: Ectocarpus siliculosus
Lineage: Eukaryota; Phaeophyceae; Ectocarpales; Ectocarpaceae
Source: the annotation of a GenBank genome assembly